AUGAAGAGGAAACAGAAGAGGUUUUUGCAAAUGACGCUGCUCUUCACCGCGGCUCUGAUUUUCCUGCCUGACAUCGGCCUUUGGUCUCUCUACAAGGAGAAACACCUGGUGAAGCCCGCUGAGCCCGUCGAGCCGCAGACGCUUCCUUUGGGGCUGGGAGACGGACAGCUUUUUACCUGGACUGAUGGCUUGAAAAGGAAAGACUGGCAUGAUUAUGAAAGCAUUCAGAAAGAUGCUAUGCGUUCAGGGAAAGGUGAACAUGGGAAGCCAUACCCCCUUACAGAGGAAGACCAUGAUGAUUCUGCUUAUAGGGAAAAUGGCUUCAACAUAUUUGUUAGCAACAAUAUAGCGCUGGAACGAUCCCUGCCAGACAUCCGACAUCCAAACUGUAAGCACAAGGUGUACUUGGAAAAACUACCGAAUACUAGCAUCAUUAUCCCUUUUCAUAAUGAAGGUUGGACUUCACUCUUGCGAACAAUACACAGCAUUAUCAACCGCACUCCAGCCAGCCUGAUAGCAGAAAUCAUUCUUGUGGAUGACUUCAGUGAUAGAGAGCAUUUAAAAGAGAAGCUGGAGGAAUACAUGGUCCGUUUUGCCAAAGUGAGGAUUGUACGUACCAAGAAACGAGAAGGGCUCAUUCGGACCAGACUCCUAGGAGCCUCGCUGGCUAGAGGAGAAGUCCUGACAUUUCUGGAUUCCCACUGCGAAGUCAACGUGAAUUGGCUGCCUCCCUUGCUUAACCAGAUUGCACUAAACCACAAAACCAUCGUGUGUCCUAUGAUCGAUGUCAUUGACCACAAUCACUUUGGCUACGAGGCACAGGCGGGGGAUGCCAUGCGAGGAGCUUUUGACUGGGAAAUGUACUACAAAAGAAUACCGAUUCCUCCAGAGCUCCAGAGAGCUGAUCCCAGCGACCCCUUUGAGUCUCCUGUAAUGGCUGGAGGUCUAUUUGCUGUUAACCGAAAAUGGUUUUGGGAGCUGGGAGGCUAUGAUCCAGGAUUAGAAAUAUGGGGAGGAGAGCAGUAUGAAAUCUCCUUUAAGGUGUGGAUGUGUGGAGGUGGCAUGUUUGAUGUUCCAUGCUCUCGAGUUGGGCAUAUCUACAGGAAGUACGUCCCGUAUAAAGUCCCUUCUGGAACCAGCCUAGCAAGGAACCUGAAGCGCGUGGCAGAGACGUGGAUGGAUGAGUUUGCAGAGUACAUUUACCAGCGACGGCCUGAGUACAGACACCUCUCGACUGGAGAUAUCUCUGCCCAGAAGGAACUUCGCAAGCACCUUAAAUGUAAAGAUUUCAAGUGGUUCAUGGCUGCAGUGGCUUGGGAUGUUCCCAAAUAUUAUCCUCCUGUGGAACCUCCACCUGCUGCCUGGGGGGAGAUUCGAAAUGUAGCAGCCAAUCUCUGUGUGGACAGUAAACAUGGAGCCACAGGGACUGAGCUGAGGCUAGACAUCUGUGUGAAGGAUGGCUCAGAAAGGACGUGGUCACAUGAACAGCUCUUCACCUUUGGUUGGAGAGAAGACAUCCGCCCCGGAGAGCCACUUCACACCAGGAAGUUCUGCUUUGACGCCGUUUCGCACAGCAGCCCUGUCACACUGUAUGACUGUCAUGGGAUGAAGGGAAACCAGCACUGGAGCUAUAGGAAGGACAAAACUUUGUUCCAUCCGGUAAGCAGCAGCUGCAUAGAUUGCAACCCAGCUGAGAAGAAGAUUUUCAUGAACAGAUGUGAUCCUUUAUCUGAAACUCAACAGUGGAUUUUUGAACAUACUAAUAUGACUGUUUUAGAAAAAUUUAACAGCAAGGCCAGUUCCUAG
Messenger RNA from Indicator indicator, 1806 nucleotides. RefSeq names its product polypeptide N-acetylgalactosaminyltransferase like 6 (gene GALNTL6). Gene Ontology annotation, cellular component: Golgi apparatus. The transcript has 12 exons. NCBI's taxonomy places the organism in Eukaryota, Metazoa, Chordata, Aves, Piciformes, Indicatoridae. Bases 1 to 1806 code for a protein of 601 amino acids. The record is from RefSeq and is a predicted model, not a curated record.